CUUAGUAGCUUAGCCCAGUGGGCAGUGGCUAGCUAGCUAGAGAUGGGAGUGUACAAGCCACUGGAUCCCCGCAGCCAGAAGCCGUCGAGCAAAACUCCUGGCUGUUUCCUCUCCAAACCCGUCUGCGUCUGGCUCGUCCUCGGCUUCCUCUCCUUGGCGCUCCUCCACCUCCUCUGCUGCUCCCCCGCCGCCACUCAGCAGGCGGUGCUCUCUCCUCUGCGCCAGUACAUCAACAGCACCUACUCCUUCGUCGCAUCAGUGCCGGGAGAAGGGAACCAGCAGAACUGCAGCUACUCCGAGGGGAGGUGGGUGUGGGCGCCGGGCCACGCGCAGCGGUACAACGCCACCGAGUGCAACGUCAAGGAGAGGCAGGACUGCAUCCGCAACGGGCGGCCCGACACGGGCUACCUCGACUGGCGGUGGCAGCCGGCCGGCGGGUGCCCGCUGCCGGCGUUCGACGCCGGGGCGUUCCUCGCGGCGGUGCGCGGCAAGCAUGUGGCCUUCAUCGGCGACUCCAUGGCGCGGAACCAGGCCCAGUCCCUCAUCUGCCUCCUCAGCGCCGCCUUCCCCUACCGCCUCCUGCACCGGGACGCCGGGCCGCAGAGGCACAACUUCUGGGGCUACGCCUUCCCGUCGCACGACGUGAGGGUGUCCUACUACUGGGCCCCGUUCCUCGUCAGGGGCAAGGGCAAGCCGGAGGACGACGGCAUCAAGGAGAACCACGUGCACCUCGACGCGCCCGGCGACCGGUGGGGCGCCGACGCCGACACCAUCGACGUCGCGGUGCUCGCCGCCGGGCACUGGCUGCUGAACGGCGCCAUCUACUACAACGGCAGCGAGGUGAUCGGCACCCACAACGCGCCGCCGGAGUUCAGCAACCACACCAAGAUCGGCUACGCGUGGCCGCUCCACAUGGCGUACCGGAAGGCGGUGGAGCGGCUGAGCUCCGGCGGGCGGCCGCGCACCGUGGUGCUCGCCACGUUCUCGCCGUCGCACUUCGAGGGCAGGCCGAUCGACAGCCCCACGGCGUGCACCAAGAUGGAGCCGUACAAGGAGGGGGAGAGGGAGCUGGAGUGGAUCUUCAAGGAGGUGAGGGACGUCGUCUACGACGAGGCGGAGCUCGCCAGGGCGAGGGCCGCCGCGGCCGCCGGCGGCGCCACGAGGAUCGAGGUGCUGGACGUGACGACGCUGGCGGCGAUGCGGCCGGACGGGCACCCCAGCGUGUACAUGAACUACCACCCGUUCCAGCACGGCGUGCCGGAGAAGAUGCUGUCCGACUGCCUCCACUUCUGCCUGCCGGGGCCGGUGGACACGUUCAACGAGAUACUCGUUCAGAUCCUCAAGAAGAGGCGGUGGAAUCAGUGAAGGAAUGUGAUCGACUGCCCGUGCUCCAUGUCCAUGGCUCGCAGUACACCCCGGUUCGUGUGGCAGCUUUGCCUGGCCGUGGAUGCAUGAUGAUGAGUCGUCCAUCUUGAUGGCUCCGCCGUCUAGAUCGUGCGGCUACGAGCUGCCCUUGGGGUUAUUUUUUCCCAUACAUAUCUCUUUAAAAUACUACCUGUUAUGUACUUCAUCACUUGGAUAUUAAACAGAGCUAAGCUCUCGAGGAGAUGAGCGCUAAAUUUUG
This is a messenger RNA of Panicum virgatum (switchgrass), 1624 nucleotides long. Its product is annotated as protein ALTERED XYLOGLUCAN 4-like. Bases 43 to 1365 code for a protein of 440 amino acids. Gene Ontology annotation, molecular function: O-acetyltransferase activity. Gene Ontology annotation, cellular component: Golgi apparatus. NCBI's taxonomy places the organism in Eukaryota, Viridiplantae, Streptophyta, Magnoliopsida, Poales, Poaceae. The record is from RefSeq and is a predicted model, not a curated record. The transcript is spliced from 2 exons.